GAGCCGAAGGCAGACGCUUAACCGCUUUGCCACCCAGGCGCCCCCUGAUUCUGUUUAAAUGGAAGUUAUGCUGAGCCUAGGGAACCUGAAGCGGGGUUAGGCUAUGAAAAAGCAUGUGCCUUCCUCCGGUGGAAUGCGGAGUAAGGAACGCCGUCGGCUCUUCCGGCCUGGCAGACUUCGCAGACGACUUCCAGAGGCGGUGGGGGGCGGGGAAAACGGAGAGAGGAGCGCGCUACAACCGCACGGGUCCGCCUCCGGAAGGUGCCGCACUGGACUUCCGGGGCCCCCUGGUCCGUCCGGGUACUUCUGCCCCUGCUUUCAGUCGGCCCGCGGAGCGGGAAGUCACGGCCCUUUCACCGCUCUUCCGCGCAGUCUCUCUCCGCUGGCCACGACGGCAGCAUGGCGGGCGCUGGAUUGCGGGCGGCGCUGGAGCAGCGGCUCGGCGCCCUAGCCAUCCGUACGGAGGUCGUGGAGCACCCGGAGGUGUUUACAGUUGAAGAAAUGAUGCCUCAUAUCCAGCAUUUGAAAGGAGCACAUAGUAAGAACUUAUUUCUUAAAGACAAGAAGAAAAAAGGCUAUUGGCUGGUUACAGUUCUUCAUGAUAGACAAAUUAAUUUAAAUGAUCUUGCCAAGCAGUUAGGUGUUGGGAGUGGAAAUCUUCGGUUUGCUGAUGAAACAGCCAUGCUGGAAAAACUAAAAGUUGGCCAAGGCUGUGCCACACCUUUGGCACUCUUCUGUGAUGAUGGAGAUGUGAAAUUUGUUCUGGAUUCAGCUUUUUUGGAAGGUGGACAUGAAAAGGUGUACUUUCAUCCAAUGACCAAUGCUGCAACCAUGGGAUUGAGCCCUGAAGACUUUCUCACAUUUGUGAGGAAGACAGGACAUGAUCCCAUAAUAAUAAAUUUUGAUAAAAACAACUAAGUGGGCGGAUAUUUAGAAUACAUUUAUUUCCAAAAGCUAUUUUUCUUAUUUGUAAUUUAUAAAAAGCAUUAAAACUGAUAAUAAUAUUUAG
This is a messenger RNA of Ailuropoda melanoleuca (giant panda), 1009 nucleotides long. Its product is annotated as prolyl-tRNA synthetase associated domain-containing protein 1. The transcript has 2 exons. Gene Ontology annotation, molecular function: aminoacyl-tRNA deacylase activity. The coding region runs from base 400 to 918 and encodes 172 amino acids. NCBI's taxonomy places the organism in Eukaryota, Metazoa, Chordata, Mammalia, Carnivora, Ursidae. The record is from RefSeq and is a predicted model, not a curated record.